This is a messenger RNA of Oryzias melastigma (Indian medaka), 4934 nucleotides long. Its product is annotated as sodium-driven chloride bicarbonate exchanger. Gene Ontology annotation, cellular component: plasma membrane; basolateral plasma membrane. The record is from RefSeq and is a predicted model, not a curated record. Gene Ontology annotation, biological process: regulation of intracellular pH; monoatomic anion transport; transmembrane transport. NCBI's taxonomy places the organism in Eukaryota, Metazoa, Chordata, Actinopteri, Beloniformes, Adrianichthyidae. Gene Ontology annotation, molecular function: solute:inorganic anion antiporter activity; monoatomic anion transmembrane transporter activity; sodium:bicarbonate symporter activity.
UCAGGAUGAGCAGCGACAUCCUCCUGACUUCUGCUCCAAACGGCCAGGAACAAGUGGGUCAAAGUAAAGAUGUGGUCACCGCACUCUCUACAUUGGAGUCCACGUUCCUCUGGGCAGGAGGUCACACAGACGUCACCGUCACCAUGGACACAGGCACAGAAAAAGGUCUAAGGAGAGGGACUCCUCCGCCGACGAUGGGCGAGAAUCCCCCUCACACAGUACAGCAAACACGCCAGCACAGAGGGUGCAGUUUCUUCUGGGUACAGAGGAUGCUGACGAAGACCACAUCCCUCAUGCUCUGUUUACCGAGCUGGACGAGAUCUGCCUGAGGGAGGGCGAGGACGCUGAAUGGAGAGAGACAGCCAGGUGGCUGAAGUUUGAGGAAGACGUUGAGGAUGGCGGCGAGCGGUGGAGUAAACCGUACGUCGCCACGCUGUCUCUGCACAGUCUUUUUGAGCUCCGCAGCUGCAUUAUGAAUGGCACUGUGAUGCUGGACAUGAGGGCCAACUCACUGGAGGAGAUUGCAGACAUGGUUCUGGACCAGCAUGAGUCGUCGGGUCCUCUCGGUCCAGAUGCCAGGAGUAGGGUCCGGGAAGCCCUGCUGAAACAGCACCACCACCAAAACCACAAAAAACUGGCCAACCGCAUCCCCAUCGUACGCUCUUUUGCUGAUAUCGGGAAGAAACAGUCUGAGCCUCACUCCAUGGACAAAAAUGGCCAAACGGUUUCCCCUCCAUCCCAGCCGUCCAUCAAUGAAGGAAAACAGGACGUCAGCCGGGAAAACAGCUCUGUUGACUUCAGCAAGAUCGACCUCCACUUCAUGAAGAAGAUCCCCCCUGGUGCCGAGGCGUCCAACGUGUUGGUUGGAGAGCUGGAGUUCCUGGACCGCCCUGUGGUGGCCUUUGUCCGGCUGUCUCCAGCCGUGUUGCUCAACGGCCUGGCAGAAGUUCCCAUCACCACCAGGUUUCUGUUCAUCUUGCUCGGGCCCCUCGGGAAAGGUCCACAGUACCAUGAAAUUGGUCGGUCCAUAGCAACACUGAUGACCGAUGAGAUUUUCCAUGAUGUUGCUUACAAGGCCAAAGACAGGAACGACCUGGUGGCGGGCAUCGACGAGUUUCUGGACCAAGUGACGGUCCUGCCUCCAGGGGAGUGGGACCCCUCCAUCAGAAUAGAGCCUCCUAAGAAUGUGCCCUCUCAGGAAAAGCGGAAGAUUCCCCCUGUUCCCAACGGAGUGACAGAUCUGGGAGAGUCUGAGGAACACGGAGGUCAUGGAGGUCCUGAGCUUCAGCGUACUGGGAGGUUCUUCGGGGGUUUCAUCUUGGACAUUAAGCGAAAGGCCCCUCACUACCUUUCUGACUAUACAGACGCCAUCAGUCUUCAGUGUCUGGCCUCUUUCCUGUUCCUUUACUGCGCCUGCAUGUCACCUGUGAUCACCUUUGGAGGGCUGCUGGGUGAGGCCACGGAGGGCCGAGUGAGUGCUAUUGAAUCGCUGUUUGGGGCGUCCAUGACUGGAAUCGCCUACUCGCUGUUCGCUGGUCAGCCUCUCACCAUCCUGGGCAGCACAGGGCCUGUCCUCGUCUUUGAGAAGAUCCUCUUCAAGUUUUGCAAGGAGUACGGGCUCUCCUACCUCUCCCUGAGGGCCUGCAUCGGCCUGUGGACGGCCUUUCUGUGUCUGCUGCUGGUGGCCACAGAUGCCAGCUCCCUCGUCUGCUACAUCACACGCUUCACUGAGGAAGCCUUCGCCGCCCUGAUCUGCAUUAUCUUCAUCUACGAGGCUCUGGAGAAGCUGGUUCACCUGGGGGUGCACUAUCCCAUCAACAAAAACAACAACCUGCAGAAACUCACGCAAUACUGGUGUUUGUGUGAAGAGCCACAUUCCCCGAGCAAUGAGACUCUGCAUUUUUGGCAGGAGAGGAACAUCACAGCCUCAGAGGUCAACUGGACCUCACUGGAUGUAAAGGAGUGCGAAAUGUUGCACGGACACUUCGAAGGGAGCGCCUGCGGCCCCCACGGCCCCUUCAUCCCAGACGUGCUCUUCUGGUGCGUCAUCCUCUUCUUCUCCACCGUCUUCAUGUCUGCCUUCCUGAAGGAGUUCAAGACCAGCCGUUACUUCCCCACUAAGGUGAGAGCUAUCAUCAGCGACUUUGCAGUCUUCAUCACCAUUCUCACCAUGGUGUUAGUAGACUACGCUUUGGGAAUCCCUUCACCGAAGCUGCAGGUCCCAAACAAGUUCAAACCGACUCGGGACGACCGGGGCUGGGUAAUAAACCCUGUGGGGCCCAACCCCUGGUGGACCACCAUCAUCACCUUCAUCCCGGCGUUGCUCUGCACCAUCCUCAUCUUCAUGGACCAGCAGAUCACAGCAGUUAUCAUCAACCGGAAGGAGCACAAGCUGAAGAAAGGCUGUGGCUACCACCUGGAUCUGUUCGUGGUGGGGGUGAUGCUGGGCGUGUGCUCCGUGAUGGGCCUGCCGUGGUUCGUGGCCGCCACCGUGCUCUCCAUCUCCCACGUGAACAGCCUGAAGCUGGAGUCGGAGUGCUCCGCCCCCGGAGAGCAGCCUAAGUUCCUGGGGAUCCGGGAGCAGCGCUUCACCGGCCUCAUGAUCUUCACCCUGAUGGGCUGCUCCGUCUUCAUGACCUCCGUGUUAAAGUUUAUCCCCAUGCCUGUGCUGUACGGCGUUUUCCUGUACAUGGGGGCGUCCUCACUUCGAGGCAUUCAGUUCUUCGACCGUCUCCGGCUCUUCGGCAUGCCAGCCAAACACCAGCCCGACUUCAUCUACCUGCGCCACGUCCCGCUCCGAAAGGUGCACCUGUUCACCAUCGUCCAGCUCAGCUGCCUGGUCCUCCUCUGGGUCAUAAAGACCUCCAGAGCUGCCAUCGUUUUCCCUAUGAUGGUUUUAGCUUUGGUGUUUAUUCGUAAGCUGCUGGAUUUAAUCUUUACCAAGAGGGAGUUGAGCUGGCUGGACGACCUGAUGCCGGAGUGGAAGAAGAAGAAGCUGGAGGAUGCCGCAGAGGAGGAGGAGCACAGUAUCAUAGCAGAGGAAGAAGGUAUUGUUCAAGUACCGCUAGAGGGACACUACAAGAGUGACCCAGCCACGGUGAACAUCACCGACGAGAUGUCCAAAGGGUCUUUCGGGAACGUCUGGAAGAGCGUCAAUCCAGCCGAGAGCGCCAAAAAGGAACCAAGCACCAAAAGUUGCGCCAGAGAUGGCGAAAAGCGACACAAGCGACGAAAACACGACAAGAGCUUGGACAGGGAGACGAGUUUGUGAUGACACACUGGUGGUGACGCUGUGCUGUCAGCGGGUUCAUCAAUAAAAAAAAACAACAAAACACAAAAAAAUUAAUAAAACCACUAUUCCGUGCCACACGUAAUCACCUUUCGUACUGUGCUACACUGUGUUUUUAUUUAUUUCUUUUCGUCAUGUAAGUCUAUGUGAAGGUCCUGUAAAGCAACUGUUCUAGAAACCACAUUUACACAAGAAAACACAUGGAUGUUCUUUUUCUAUAUAUACUCUUAUCGGUGUUUGAUCUCAGCAGCAGCCAGAACUCUACCUGCUUAGGGCCAAUAAGUCCAGUUUUUAAAGUCUUUUUUUUCUUUCUACUUUGUACGUUUUUUAUAUUUUUUCAACAUCAGAAGUUUUAAAAACCUGCCUAAAAUGGACCACAAAUCGAUUUUUACGUAGCUACGAUUAGCCUCGCAAUAGACAAGCUAGUAUUUGCUAAUACGGAUUAAUCCCACUGGCAUUUAAAGAGAGUUAAUCCAGUUACUUUAAAAGUAUUAAGUUUGAUGUAUUCUGUAAAUCUAAAUGUUUCCGUGUCGGUGAACAAGUCUCGAGUCUUCUCCAUUGCCGUUUCACAUUUUGAAUGUCUUUCCUCGAGUCGCGCUUUUCCCCAGCGAGUCGUUUUGACUUUAUGGGAAAUUUUCGCGUCGCUGCUUUAGCACUAAAUGAAAAAAAAAAUUGACUGUCUACGUACAAUUAAAAUUGCUAGCUUCUUUAACUUUUCUUUAAAGUAUUAAUACUGGCUAAAUAACAUUUCCCUUUUUGUUUUUGUUUUAAACACACUGCUAAUUUGGCGCAAAAUCAUUCCUUGCUAGCAUUAGCUUCUAAUUUUUCUGCACAGCUACUAAAGAGCAUUUUUUUUUCUUUAAAAAGAAAAAAAGCACAUUAGCAGCUUUUUAAAUCCCAAAAAAUUCCUUUUGAUUGUAGUAUUUUUCAGGGGUAGCUUCACUGAAAAACGUAGCUAGCAUGGCAGCAUAUUUUGGUAGCUUUUAGCUACCGCUAGCGCCUUGGCUUUUAGGAAAAAACAACAACAAAAACAAAAGCUUGUUGGGUGUUUGUUUGUUUAGAGGCUCCAUGUUUUCCUCCUAUGUUCUCGUCGUCAUCAACAAACAUGUGAACUCCUCUCCAAACAACCCCUAGUAUGUUAGCAUCUGAAGCUAAUUGUUUGUUUUAAAGAAAACGCCUGCAUGAUGACGAAACUCGCUGCAGGAUCGUGAGUACUUCUAGAGAUGCAAUAAUCCUUUUUUUGGGGGGAGGGGGGGAAGGGGAACAAAUAAAUGGAAAAGAGUCUUAAUGUAAAUGACAUAGUAUAUUUUAUUCAUGUAAAUGUUACUAAUAUAUUACUAACAUGGUGUUUAAAUUCAUAUUUUUCUUGUAGAUGUAACUUUCCCAUUGUUUAAAGUAUUGACUCUUACUUAAAGGAACUUAAAAUCGGUCAAAAAAGUUAUAUCGAUUAUCAAAUGUUUUUGACCAGCGGAGCGGGAAAUUCUGCCUUAAAUUUGGUAGUAGUAGAUGGACAUUUUCUGUAAUUAUUUAAAUCACCUGUAUAGAGAACUAUUAGUUCAGAACUGUUGUGCAAUUGUGAUUUGUUUUCAUGAGAAUAAACUGGCACACGCGGGAGAGCAUAAAUAAAGAUAUUAAACAGCUGGAA